AUGUACAUCACCCUCUACUACAUAGUCACCCGUCUCCCUGACUCUCUCCGUGUAGUCAGGGACCACUUCCUCUCUGUUUGCCCCACCACUCUCACCGUUGACCUCCUCGAGAAGGCCCUCCUAGCGAUAGAGAAGAGCAUAGUCGCUGUAGGAGCCUCUCGUGGUGACCCUCGCACCCCCGUCUUUGAGGGGUGUUCUCCCUCCCCCCUCUUGCCCUCUGUUGCCUCUGCUGCUGCGGCCGACCUCGUUGGUUUCGAGUCGGUCGGCGCUGCGUCUGCCCCGAGCGGGAGACGCUGCACCGGCAAGGGCAAGGGGGGCAAGGGCACUGGAGGAGGUGGAGGGGGCGGUGGAGGUGGUGGUGGAGGCAGUGAAGGGAGUGGGGGUGGUGGUGGGAGUGGUGUUGGGGGUGGCGGCAGCGGCAGCAGCAGUGGAGGCGGCAGAGGCGGUGGAGGUGGCGGAGGGAGCGGAGGCGGCGGAGCUAGUGGAGGAGGCGGAGGUGGAGGAGGCGGCGGAGCCAGCGGAGGCGGCGGCGGCGGCGGAGGCGGCGGUGGUGGAGCGAGUCGCGACUCUGCGUCGAGGAGUGGCGCCGGUCGUGGUCAGCGCCAGCAGCAGCAGCGGAGUGGUUGCGGGGGUCCGCACUCCACCCAGCGCUGCUUUGGUUGCCUGACGGACACGUGGCAUUGCCAGUUCCCUGAGGCGUCAGAGAUCCCUCGCUGGGGAGAUCUGGCUAAGGCCGGGGCUGCUAUCUUUGAUCUUGACUUUGAUGCAAUUCUUGCUGCCAUGUAUGCUGUUGCUGAUAGUUUUGAGAGUGCCUGUUACCUGUGUGUACCGCCUGACCCGGGCAUUGAGGCUGCUGCGCUAGGUUCUAGUGAGACUGCUGCUCUAGGUGCUAGUGCGUCUGCUGCCCCAGGUGCCAGUGCGUCUGCCGCCCCAGGUGCUGGUGAGUCUGCUCUCUCAGGUACUACGUCGGCUCAGGCCUUCCACACCUUCACCCUGGACUCGGGUGCCUCCCGCUCCUUCUUUCGAGACCGCACCACUCUUACGCCGCUUAGUCGGCCGGUUGCAGUCUCCCUAGCAGACCCCUUUGGGAGUCCUGUCCUUGCUAGCUUCUCCACUGUCCUUCCGUGCCCUGCAGCCCCCUUUGGCACCCUGUGUGGUCUCUACCUCCCCUCGUUCUCUACGAACUUGGUGAGUGGACCGGACCUACAGGAUCGAGGGGUUGACCAAUUCACUCCUGCGAGUCAGCGAGUGACCCACUGCAGGUGUGCUCGGACAGGCCGACACUUGGCCACGUUCACCCGUCGGCCAGGAUCGAACCUGUACACCCUUACUGAUGAGUCUCCUCCUACUGCUGAGUCUGGUCAGGUAGCUGCGUCGAGUCAGGUGUUUGCUGCGGCGUCCAGGUCUGGUCCUGAGUGUGCCCCCUGCUCGUGUCGUCUGCUGUCCCACCAGACUCUCCUUUGGCACCACCGCCUUGGUCACCCCUCCUUGCCUCGUCUCCGAGGCAUGGCCUCCCGUGUCCUUGUCUCUGGGGCGACAGCGCGCCGCCCCUCACUCCUCCGAAUUUCCUCCGACAGAGGCUCCGCUGUACACAUGGACGUGUGGGGCCCAGCCCGCGUCAGUGGGCAGGGGGGAGAGCGGUACUUUCUGCUGAUCGUUGACGACUACUCGCGUUACACCACAGUCUUCCCCUUGCACAGCAAGGGUGACGUCACUGAAGUGUUGAUCGACUGGAUCCGUGCAACUCGUCUCCAGCUCAGAGAGAGUUUCGGCUCGGACUUUCCUGUUUUGCGUCUGCACUCGGACAGAGGAGGGGAGUUUUCCUCUGCCCAUCUGGGAGCCUUUUGUCGGGCACAGGGCAUCCGCCAGACCUUCACGCUUCCGGCCUCUCCACAGCAAAAUGGGAUUGCUAAGCGCCGCAUUGGCAUAGUCAUGGACUACGCCGCGCAUCAGCUCAACCUUCAGCCCCGGGUCUCCUUGCCGGAGACCUCCCCCACCUUGCGGUGGACAAGGAAGGUUGGCAAUGCGUCUGCGUUUCGGGUCUGGGAAUCUCGGGCGUUUGUCCGGGACAUGUCUGCGGACAAGCUGUCCCCCCGUGCUGUUCCUUGCGUCUUCCUAGGCUUCCCCCCUGACGCGCCUGGGUGGCAGUUUUACCACCCCACCACGCGCCGUGUUCUGUCCUCCCAGGACGUCACCUUUGACGAGUCGGUGCCUUACUACCAUCUCUUCCCCUACCGCACUGCGCCCCUCCCCCCGCCGCCGCUCUUCCUUGCGCCAGAUGCUACUCAGGUAGACCCCCUCCCUCCUCAAGGUCCUGCCCCUUCAGGUGUGUCCCAGGUAGACGCAGUCGAGCGUGUCGAGGUAGCUGUAGACUCUGGUGCUGCAAGAAGUGCUGAGCCUGCGGGUGCCGGGUCUGCGGGUGCCGGGUCUUGGGGUGCUGAGUCUGGGGGUGCUGAGACUAGAGGUGCUGAGCCUGGGGGUGCUGAGUCUGGGGGUGUGGAGCCUGGGGGUGCUAGGUCUCCUCGUGUGGCCGCUGGCGGUACUUCGUCGAGGCGGGAGCCGCUCUCUCCACAGGAGCUGCGCGUGUGGCUCGCCUGCCGUUGGAGACGUGCUGUUGAGUCUGGGAGUGUUGGCGCUGGUGUUUCUACUGGUGCUGGUGAGUUUGGGGGUGCUGCUGAGGCAGCUGGUGCUGACGGUCCUACUGGAGUUGGUGCUGCUGGAGCUGGAGCUGCUGGGGGUGUUGGGGCUGGUGUUUCUACUAGUGCUGACGGUCCUACCGGAGUUGGUGCUGCUGGAGCUGGAGCUGCUUGGGGUGUUGGCGCUGGCGGUGCUGCUGGCGCUCGUGCUUCUGAGGGAACUGGAGUUGGCGCUGUUGGAGCUGGAGGUUCUGCUGGCGCUAGUGCUGCCGCUGGGGGUAAUGGUGCCGUACUUGCUGGUUCUAGAGGCGCUGCGCGGCCGAGGCCGUACUUCGUUCCGCUUCUGGAGCAGUCACAGUUACCGCCCGCCUCCCCUCUACCUGCUCCUUCUCCCUACACUGGUCCUACUGGAGGUCUUGCUGAGCAUCGUGAGCCUGCGUCUCGUCCCGCGUCACCUGUUUGUGCUGCUCGCACAAGUGGUCGUACUGCGCGUCCGCGUCCUCCUGCGAUCCCCGGCACACACCAGAUGGCACUUCGUCCUUCCACUGCUCCUCUGCGUGUCCCGUUGCCGUCUCCUCCAGAGUCCUCUCUUCCUUCUCUUGCUGACCCGGAGUCUGACUCCCUUCGUGCUGCUAGUCCUUCGGUCACACGCCUUCUUGCUACUUUUGUCACUGACCCUCUUUUUGAGUCAGCUGCUGCGCGUGCUCUUGUUGCUGAGCUUGUCGACUUCACUGCUCGCUGUCGUCUAGACUACGCUGCCAGUCUUGUUGCUGAGUCUGAGUCUGUCUGA
Molecule: messenger RNA, 3426 nt
Organism: Closterium sp. NIES-65
Lineage: Eukaryota; Viridiplantae; Streptophyta; Zygnematophyceae; Desmidiales; Closteriaceae
Source: the annotation of a GenBank genome assembly